CCCGCCUUGACUCCGUCGUCUUCAACGAUGUCGGUUACUCCGACUGGCCAUUGAUUACCUCGUGGUGGUCAGUCACGCUAGCACGCACGCCCCUUGCCUCUUGAACCGCCGACUCCUGAUCUCGCAGGUCGGAGUCUUAAACCCCAGGCAGGGCAGCCGCGAGAGGAAUUGCUUGCAAGUCGACCGGCAGGCGAGCGCCCAAUCCAAUCUGCAAUCGAAUCGAAUUGCCAGUCGGCCAGCCAGCCCGCCUCCCCCCGUCCCCUCGCUACCACCCACGACCUGGCCCCUUGGAACCUGCUCCUCAUCGUCACCUUGGUCCCCUGCCAACGUUGCCAACGUUGCCCGCCAUGAGCGGUCAUCGCCCUGGCACAUCGCGAAAUCGACCUGCGACGAGUAGCAAUCGACAACGACCGCCCACUGCCUCCCAGCGAGGUCAGACGAGGGGCACGACAGCGGGCGAGAGCGCAGAUGCUAGAUAUGACGAGGAGGAAGACUUGCAGGAGCAGUGGGAUGAAGAGAGUGAUGAAGAAGACGUCUUUGCCUACCUGCCUCCCUCCAUCGGCCCUGCGCCUACCGUAGUCGUCUCGGAGGACCCUCAGCCUUUUGGCAACAAUGCCGAUGCUACUCAGCCUGGUCCAGGCGGCUCACAGUCCGGCGACUACUACCUCGAUGAAGCAACGGGCACAGUCUACGAUGGACAGGGUCGACCAGUCGAUCCAGCUACGCUCCAACAGCGACCCACCAGCGUAGGCACAAUGGAAGUCGUCCAUUCUGCACCCAACACGGCCAACAAUCAGCCCAACAAUACCACAGCUCCCCAUGCUGCCAUGACAUCUCGUGCAGACCCACGCCUCUCGUACGAUCGCAAGUCGUCGGAUACAUCGAGCUACUCAGCGCCCUUGGCACACGCAUCCAGCUACUCUGCCUACUCGCCUCACGAUCCAAACGUGCGAAUGCGCAACAACCGCCUCAGUAUGGGAGCAGAUGGUCCACUAAGCCCAGACAGCGAGCUCAAGUUCAACCUCGAUGCAGACCCACUGACUCAGCAUAAGCUCAUGCGAUACUCGUCGGACCUCGACUCUCACAGCAUGGGAAUGGGAAUGGGACUCGCUCAUGGCAUAGACUACGAGACGGCAGAGGUGGGCCCACGAGGCAUCAAGAUGGUAGAAUUGGAGAUGGAGGGCGACGAGGAUUCGCCCUACCCCGAGGUGCGCGCAUCAGUGUCCAAUGUAGACGAUACCGACAUGCCAGCCAAUACGGUGCGAAUGUGGAUCAUCGCUUUGCUACUCACCACUCUCGGUGGAGGUAUCAACCAGAUCCUCGUCCUCCGCUACCCAGCGCCAACCCUCACACCGCUCAUCGUUCAAGUCGUUUCCUAUCCUCUGGGUAAGCUCUUCGCAGCUAUCCUCCCCUACCGCUCCUUUGAUAUGCCCCGCUGGCUCGGCGGUGGCUCUUGGUCCCUCAAUCCGGGCAUGUUCAACAUCAAGGAGCACACGGCCAUCGUCAUCAUGGCCAACGUAGGAUUGGUACAGAUGUACGCCCUAAAUGCCGUCGUCGCCCUCGACUCGCCCUACUACUACGGCGCUGCCAAGCCCAUCGGCUUCUCACUUCUCCUCACCAUCUCAUCGCAGCUCUUCGCCGUCGCCGUCGCUGGACUGACGCGCAAAUUCCUCGUGCGUCCUGGAUCCAUGAUCUGGCCUCAAGUUCUCGUCUUCUGUACCGUCUUCAACACGCUUCACGCAGAGGACGAUGCGCAGGACGGCUCCGUCAGCCGCUUCAAGUACUUUGUUGGGCUGAGCCUCGCUGCCUUUGUCUGGUGGUUCUUACCUGGAUGGCUUUUCACGGCUUUGUCGUCCUUUGGUUUCCUCUGCUGGAUCUGGCCCAACUCUUACACCGUCAACACCCUCUUCGGUACGACGUCGGGUCUCGGAAUGACUUUCCUCACCUUUGACUGGCAGCUCAUCAGCUAUCAGACCAGCCCGCUCGUCACGCCGUGGUGGGCGCAGUGCAACUUGUUCAUUGGCUUUGUCUUGUUCCUCUGGAUCGUUGCGCCGAUCCUUUAUUGGACAAACGUGUACAACUUCUCAUACCUACCCUUCAACUCGAGCAGAGCCUUUGACCGCUUUGGUGAGCCAUACAAUGUCAAGAGCGUCUUCGAUCCGGUGACGGGAGGCAUCGACAUGACUGCCUACGAGUCGUACUCGCGCCUCUACCUGGGAACCACGUACUACAUCGUCUUUUGGACGGGCAUGGCCACGAUGACGUCGGUCCUCGUGCACACGACCCUCUAUCAUGGUAGCGCCAUUCUUCGCGGCCUGCGAGGCGUGCAGACGGAAGAGGACGACAUUCACGCCAAGAUGAUGCGGCGCUAUAAUGAAGCCCCCUACUGGUGGUACGGCAUCGUAGGCGUCCUGUCCAUCGUCCUCGCCAUCAUCUGCGCCGAAGUCUACGACACAGGUCUCCCGGUCUGGGCCCUCCUCAUUGCCCUCAUCAUUCCGAUCGUCUAUUACCUGCCCUCUGGCUUCAUCUACGCCUUGACCGGCACGCAGAUCGGUGUCAAUCUAGUCUCCGAGCUCGUAGCAGGCUACGCACUACCAAGCAAGUCUCUGCCCAACAUGAUGGUCAAGCUCUACUCGCAAGUCGGCCUCACGCAGGGCUUCUUGUGCUCACAGAAUCUCAAGCUCGGCCAUUACAUGAAGGUCAGCCCGCGGCUGACCUUUUGGGUCAUGCUCAUCGGUACGGUUUGGGCUUCGGUGGUGCAAGUCUUUGUCAACCUCUUCAUGCGCACCCACGUUAACGAGAUAUGCUCGGCUGAAAAUGCCCAUCAAUUCACCUGCCCUCAAGCAAGCGUCUACUACACGUCUUCAAUCAUCUGGGGCGUCAUUGGUCCUCGUCGCAUGUUCAACAGCGGCUACUACAGCAGCAUCUACUGGGCCCUUCUCGUAGGCGCCUUGGUUCCCAUCCCCAUCUUCUUUGCCAGCCGCCGCUGGCCCAACAGCGUCCUCAAGGUCGUCAACGUCCCGCUCUUUUUCACCUCUACGAGCCUGAUUCCACCGGCAGCGGGCAUCGUCGUGUCCUCGUGGUUUGCCGUCGGCUUCGUCUUCCAAUACGUGAUCCGCAAGAAGGCCUUCCGCUGGUGGUCAAGGUACAACUUUAUCACCAGCGCGGCCAUGGAUACGGGCACCAUCCUGUCGAGCAUCAUAGUCUUCUUGGCACUGGUGCUGCCGCGCGAUGGCCAGAUUUUCCUGCACUGGUGGGGGAACGACAUCACGGGUAGGACGCUAGAUGCGACUGAGGGGGCGAGGUUGAACAUGCCGCCCGAGAAUGGGUUCGCGCCUGCGCCCAAUGGCUUGUGAGC
This is a messenger RNA of Jaminaea rosea, 3358 nucleotides long. RefSeq names its product OPT-domain-containing protein. Gene Ontology annotation, biological process: transmembrane transport. The transcript has 6 exons. NCBI's taxonomy places the organism in Eukaryota, Fungi, Basidiomycota, Exobasidiomycetes, Microstromatales. The record is from RefSeq and is a predicted model, not a curated record. Gene Ontology annotation, molecular function: oligopeptide transmembrane transporter activity. Bases 348 to 3356 code for a protein of 1002 amino acids.